CCCGAAAGCAAUAUUCUGUGCUCGCGUCGGUCGAUCUCUGUGGGCGUAGCCCCGAAGACUAGUAGAGGAGGAGGAGUUGCUCGGGCGGCGAGCAUCCACGCACGCACGCAGAAUUUACCAAAGCACACAGGAGGAGAACGAGAGAGGGAGAGGGGAAAAGCCGACGGCAGAAGGAACGCGAAGCCAUCACCCCCUUCUCCCCCCGUUGCUUCCCCGCGCCGAACUCGAAUCCUCCCCCUCGCGCCGCACCCGAGGGCUCCGCCGGAGAUCGGUCGAGGGGACGCGGCCCUAGCUGGAGAUGGUCGCCGCCGUGGUGAACUACCCGCUCGUCGCGGGGCUCCUCGCCUUCGCGGUCGCGCAGUCCGCCAAGUUCUUCACCACCUGGUAUAAAGAGAAGCGUUGGGAUGCCAGGCAAUUUAUAGCUUCUGGAGGGAUGCCAUCAUCACAUUCAGCCACAGUGACAGCACUUGCAGUGUCUGUUGGUAUCCAAGAAGGCUUUCGUAGUGCUACAUUUGCAACUUCAGUGAUACUUGCAUGUGUGGUGAUGCAUGAUGCUUUUGGUGUUCGGUUGCAUGCUGGAAAACAGGCAGAGGUGUUGAACCAAAUUGUCUACGAGCUGCCUAUAGAGCAUCCACUGGCAGAGACAAAGCCAUUGCGUGAAAUUCUUGGACACACUGUCCCUCAGGUGGUGGCUGGUUGCAUCCUUGGAAUCCUCACGGCUGUGAUCAUGCUCUUAGCUCUGGGGAGUUACACUUAGAUAUCGGCAAUAUUUGAUCAUCAGAUAUCACAUCGCCGAUCUUGUAAAGCAUAAAGAAAAAAGCUCAUCUUUGAUGUAAUGUGUAAAAGUGGCCUGUCCAUGCUGAUGCUACAAAGUCUUUUAACUGAUUUAGAUCUGCGCUGUAGGAUAGUGGGUCGUAGCUUCAGUUGGUGCUGUAAAUCUGAGAUGUUUGCCGUCGAUUAGAACCUCCUCAUGUUGAAUGUUUGCAGUACAACUAGCAGUGAUAUGUAGAGCUUGAGAAGUGAUGGUUCUGAAUAGUUGAUACCACGUCAUAAGCUCCACUUUGUGGGUACACAUAUUUGCCUUUUUUAAAUCUCAAUUAUUAUAUUUGCCUUUGAUCCAAAGA
Messenger RNA from Triticum aestivum (bread wheat), 1124 nucleotides. RefSeq lists its product as uncharacterized. Bases 299 to 757 code for a protein of 152 amino acids. NCBI's taxonomy places the organism in Eukaryota, Viridiplantae, Streptophyta, Magnoliopsida, Poales, Poaceae. The transcript has 5 exons. The record is from RefSeq and is a predicted model, not a curated record.